UCUCUCUCUCUCUCUCUCUCUCUCUCGAUCUCGAUCUCGAUCUCGAUCUCGAUCGCUUCUCCGGAAGAAAGAAGAGCGAAACAUCCAACUGUAGGAGGAGCGAUCGAUGGAGGCAGGGGCGAGUUCCAGUCGGCGGCAGCGGCAGAGGCCUCACGGAGCCUUCAAGGAGGAGCUAUCGAUGGAGGCAGGGGCGGGUUCCAGGCUGCGGCAGCGGCGGGGGCCUUACGGAGCCUUCAAGGAAGUGGCUGAGCCACUGUUCAGUGUGGGAGCACAGGUCGAGGUCAGCCGGGAAAGCAAGAACUAUGGAGCUGCUUGGCUUGCAGCUACUAUUGUUAGUAUGAUCAGCAAGUCCAUAUUUUUGGUGGAUUGCAAGACCCCGAGAGCUGUCACUGACAGAGAGUUGUCGACGGAGAUUGUUGAUGCUCAACACAUUAGGCCUCCACCUCCCCUUGCAUUAGACGAUGAGGAUUUCAGGUUACAUGAUGUUGUUGAGGUGCUUUACCAUGGCGGGUGGUCGCUAGGAGUUGUUACUCAGAUUUCUAAUGGGUCAAAGUACAUUGUCAAGUUGAAGCAUCAUGAAGAGGAGAUGGAGUUUAAUUGUUUCGAAAUGAGAUCCUGCCAGGUAUGGGAGGAUGGGCAGUGGAUCAGCUAUUCCUCCCAGAGCAUGAAACAAUAUUCACAGGAGGAGUUAAAGACAAGGAAGAGAGGCAGGCCUGCAAAGAAAAGCAUAGAAUCGGAACAAGCAGAAGAUUUGCCUGAGCAAGUUGCUGAAGAAGAACAUGGGAAGAAAGAAAUUGAGCAAUCAAUCAAGUCAUCAUGA
Phoenix dactylifera (date palm) is the source of this 820-nucleotide messenger RNA. The record is from RefSeq and is a predicted model, not a curated record. Lineage: Eukaryota; Viridiplantae; Streptophyta; Magnoliopsida; Arecales; Arecaceae.